GAUGACCGUGGUUUGAUGAAAAUGGAACGUUGCUCCUUUUUGAAACCCUUCACUCAUCUUCAGAAAAUAGCAGAAGGUAAAGACAUCCCUCCACACAGCUUGGAGCCUUAUCCUUUCAAGGACCCAUUGGAUGGGCAACAAUUUCCACUGUAUCGCUACACGGGCCCGGCCAAGUUGUUUAACGACAAGCAGCAUGAGAGUUAUGGCGUACUAGGCCUUCUCAGAAGUGCUCCAAGAGCCGUGAACCCGUUCUCAAAGACGCAAGUGUACGCUGCUAUUCUACUGAAUGUCAAGAGCACAGUGGAAAAGGGCGUGUUCUACCGUCCAUGGCCCUGCUGGGAAGACUUACGCUUCAAUGAUGACUGCGACAAAGAGGGUCUGUGGGUUGUGAAGUGUAACCGUUACCAUUUUCUCAAAGUGCAGUACAAUGACUGGAUCGACAGCUUAGCUCUCCCAAGCAUCUUUGAGUGGACAGAUGAUUGCACACUAGAAGAAAGGCCAGAUGCAAGGCUUAAAGAACUACCUGAAGAUUUCGAGGAGGGCAUUAUCCUGGAACAUCUUCGCAAAUUUGUCAACUCCAAGGGCCCUGAAAAAUGUUUCAUGGGAAGCAUCGGAUAUGACCAACAAGAGGGUAAUGAAGACCCGGUCUCUCCUGCAAGAAUUGUUCAACAGAUCGAGGAAAAGGAGGAAGCUUUUGUCGAUGGAACUGCGGUUGUUAUUCUUUCCUAUUCUGUUGCAAAUCGGAGAUUUAAGGAUAUUCUGGAUCUGAAUGCAAAAUUUUGCAGCACUAAAGAAAAGUUUCUGCUCGUCACAAGUGCAAAGGAAGUAGCUGAAGAAUGGCCUCAAGUGACGGUAGCCACCAUACCAAAGUUGAUUUGCUGCUGCCUCGAAAUGAGAGCAAGAAACGCUCAAUUUGCAAUUUUCUCUGCUGCUGAUCCGAGGAGACAUACUUUGCGCUACAUUCUGAUUGAAGCAUCGUUCCCACAAGACAAGGAAACUAAUGAAGAAGUCCUGACCUCCAUCACACAGGAAAGCAACCAUAAGAACAACCAGGUGCACAUCAAAGACGAGCCAAAUAUGGAGGGAAGUUCCAUAUCCGAAAGUGUGCAAAACACAAGUAGUGAGAGUAUAGGCCUAAAAGGACCCCUUCAAGAAUCACCUGAUGACUCCGUUUCAAGCAAAAGGUUCCGUCAGCAAGACGACUUGAUGUCCGCUACUGGUGCAGAGCAACUGAGUUACGGUCCAUACAUUCCACAAAAUGACAGAGAGGGCGAUGUCUCUGUCAAAAAAGAAAGGGAAAAAGACAUAUCCGUUUUGAACAUUAAAGAGAAUGGAUGCACUCUUGAAACCUCACAUGCGGAAACUAUGCGCAAGGGGAAGAGCAAAGUCAAAAGAUCGAAGACUGAGUCACUCGCUGAAAGACCAAAGCACAAAAAGAAAAGCAAACAUGCGAUCUUUAAAGGUCACGACUCCACGUCAGUGGCACAUCGGCAAGAAACGUUAAGUGAAACGACGGAGAGCAAUAGAAGCGUAGCGUCAACUAGUGAGCCUGGUUUAGAAGAAAGAGAGAAAAAUAUGAAGAAGGCGCCGAAAAACAAAAACGGACGCCCGAGCAGCAUCUCAGUAGCGUCAGAAGAUGACGAGAUGAUGACAACGGUGGACAACGUGUUGUUUGCUGAAGCUGAUGACGAUGAAAGCACUGAUGUCGAUGAUGCCAGUAACGUCAGCACUGCCAGCGAAGGCCAAGACGUUUUGUUUUCAAAAGGUGGAUCCAGAAAUAAGGUCCCUCUUAACAUCCCCGCAUAUAUGGAAGGAACCAAUCGUAUCACGGAAAUUAUCGUGGAUCUCUGGCGGGAAUACAAAGAAAUUCAGGGGUAUACCAAAACUCAAAUUCAGGAAAGAGGAAGUAGCGAUCUUUCUACUGAUGAGGUUUGCAGCAGACUUAAGGAUUUUACCGUUGCUGAGUUGAAUGUAUCCGAUGAAAAAGGGUACACCGCCCUCCUAAAAGCCUGCUCCAUGCCUUCUAUGAGCCCUCAUGUGAUGCAGCACCUCAUCACUACAAGAAAAGUAGACCUCAACUGUAAGCUGCCUCUUGAUUUUGACAGGCACCACUCAACAGCCAAGAAAUUGGUUCCAGGAAUGUCCGCUUUGUCCGUGGCGAUCAGAAGCGGAAAUAUAAAAUCGGUUCCGACUUUCAUGACACGGCCAGGAAGCAUUGAUGUUCGAAGUGCUGACCAUGACGGAAACACUGCCUUACAUUGCUGUGUUCUUUCGUAUUCUAAAACUUCCUUCCUGAAACUGUUUCCCCUUUUCAAGCCGCUGGAAUGGAGAGAGAUGCGCAACAGCAAAGGAAUGAAUCCUCUGGAUGUAUGUGUUGCAGAGAUAGAAUCGCGAAGACAAACUAAAGGGAAGGAAAAAUCUUUCGAAUACCUUGAAUACAUGCGUGAAGAAAUGGAAAGGAGUUCUGCUUAGAGUUAGCAAACAUGAGGUGGUUAGCAGACCUGGAGUGAUGUCCUGUCAGUGAUUACUGCAUUCGUUUAAUAAGUGGAUUGCCGCUGGGAUUGGAAAGCACUGUCCAUACAGUGAUGAGCUGUCCUCAUCCAUUCCAUUGUACAUCAGUAAAAAACAACAUCAGGUCAAAUGCUGUCAGAAGCUAAAGCAACUGGCGGAUGGCAACAUUGGUAGAAGUCACAACUAGACAAAAUGAGUGCUUUGUUUUUUUAUUGUUAAUCUAGAUUUUGCAUGUAAUCUUUGGAACACAUUGAUGAUUUCCAGUCUGCACUGUGCAGUCUCAGCACCCUAAUGUUUAUAAACAUAAAUCUCACUCGAUGAAAUGUGAAUUGAUGUUAUUGGUACAAACCACAUACCUUAUCUUUGAGGUCUUUGAAAUUCUUUUCCAACUGCUUCAUUGAUUUUUACAGUUGCGAAGUUGUUUCAGUUUGUGAUAUGAGAAAGAACGAAACAUAAAGGUUCGCGUCCAUAUUAGUAAUGGCGGUUGACAUGAAACUUUGAAUUUACUUAAUGUAAGUAAAUGCAAAAUGUUCACAAUUUGUGACGUCAUA
Molecule: messenger RNA, 3062 nt
Organism: Orbicella faveolata
Lineage: Eukaryota; Metazoa; Cnidaria; Anthozoa; Scleractinia; Merulinidae
Biological process (GO): multicellular organism development
Source: RefSeq, a predicted model, not a curated record